Meyerozyma guilliermondii ATCC 6260 is the source of this 927-nucleotide messenger RNA. RefSeq lists its product as uncharacterized. The coding region runs from base 1 to 927 and encodes 308 amino acids. NCBI's taxonomy places the organism in Eukaryota, Fungi, Ascomycota, Pichiomycetes, Serinales, Debaryomycetaceae. The transcript has a single exon. The record is from RefSeq and is a predicted model, not a curated record.
AUGCUUCCAGUUACAUACGCUUCUGAAUGGCGAACCGUCUCCAUUGUGCAAGUUGCAUUUUUUGCAGUCAUUCUUAUUACAUUUCUUACCGGCAUGUUUUUAAGAAUAUUCAGGGUCGAUGCCACUCUUAGAAAGAAUUUGUUCAUUGUUACAUUUUUUUUCACCAUGUUUUCCUCGUUCAAGAUAGGUGGAGGAAUUUGUGCUAUUAUUCAAGUGGACCAGGACAAGCCUUCGACUGGACUUAUGAUUGCAACUUAUAUUUUAGACACGGCCAGUUUGGGAUUUUUGCUCAAGUCCAUUGUCAAUUACUUGGACUACAUGAUGUUUCCCCGUCCUUCAUCCUCGUCCAAUGGCGGAAUUUUGGGAAUUUUUAACAAAGGUGGAAAUUCGGAUUUCCAAGAGGUCCGCAUUGGUCUCUCCAACAGAAAGGAUAGCGAAAGCUCCACCGAAGACAUGAGACCCACGGACCCAAAGAAGGAUCUCAGCAAGUUUCACCCGUUCAGAGUCACCACAGUUGUAAUUAUGGUAGCAAUUAUUUUGUCCAUAGUUGGUGCCUGUGAGAUGUCCGACGGGUCCAGUGGAGGUUCAACAGGAACCUACUUCAAGGUGUCUUCCUUGCUUUUCUUGGCAGCCUUGAUUCUUGUGUUUGGUCUUCUUGUCUAUAUCUACUUCCAGCAACCCACCUUCAGAAGUGGUAUUAGAAUUAUUAUGUUCAGCUUGGUGUUCUACUUGGUGAGAAUCAUAUACUCAAUUGUGCUGUCGUUUACUGGUAUUAACAUCUCCAGCACAAGUUUCAACAAGUUUACGUUGAUUUUUGGGGAUUACAAGUACUAUACCUUCAUGGGCUUCUUGAUGGAACUGUUAAUUGCCAUUAUGCUUUUCAUCAUUUCGCAGUGGUUCUUGACAAGGAACCCUACUCAUUUUUAG